AUGCAGUCAACGCCGAGCAAUAUGCCAACAUCGACGGCCCAGACCUCAAAUCCGUCUUCGCAAACUCAAAUGGCAUAUGAACCACAAUAUUACUACGCAGCUCCGAUGACUACAGGAACUCAACCUUACAUGCAGACAGCAGCAAAUGGACAAACCUACGCGGCUCCACAAUAUUAUCAGGAUGCGAAUGGACAACUUGUUGCGCUUCCGGCUCAAAAUGGGCAAAUCGUCAUGCAAGAGUACCCAAACCAGCAGUUCAUGUAUAUGCAGGGACAACAGGGGCCGAAUCAAGGAAUACCACCGAACGGAGCUCCUCAGAUGAUGGCACCAACACCCCAGCCUCAGAUAAUUUAUUAUCAGCAACCAAUGGGUCCGAUGCCAACUCAGGCGCCUGUUUACUAUCAACCGGUGCCAGCGAACGCGCAAAUGAUGCCAGAGCAAAUGGGAAUGCCGCAAACAAUGCAGACAGUUAUUCCUGCCCAGAUACCGAUGCCGCAAGGUCGCCUACCUGGCGAAAUGGGAAAAUAUGGCUCUGCUCGAGGUCCACUUACAUCAUCGACUCCGCUUCCAACUAGCAUGGAGUAUGAGCAAAUGCAACGUGAAAACAGAAGCAAAAAUAUUCAUUUUCGUUAUAACAGAGCCAUUGAGGCAGAAGAUGAUUAUGAACAUAUGUUGCCGAUUGACGAAAUCUCUAAAAUCACAAUUGACAACGCCAACGAUGAAACGAUGAGCGCUGAAAAAGAAAAUCAUGUGGAACAUCAUCCGAAAUCGGAGAAACUCUCUCGUCGUGGUGGCGGUUUCAACUCGCAAAAUGUCUUGAGCCAACACUCGAUGGCGCAGAAUCAAGUUCCAAUCAACUACAAAACUCGGUUGUGCAUGAUGCACGCGUCCGGCACGAAACCCUGUGAAAUGGGCUCACGGUGCAAAUUCGCGCACGGUCUGAAAGAACUUCGUACAGUGGAGAUGCCCGUCCGUGCAACGAAUAACAAAUACAAAACCAAAUUGUGCAAGAAUUUUGCCCGUGGAGGUUCCGGCUUCUGCCCAUACGGUUUAAGAUGCGAGUUCGUUCAUCCAACUGACAAGGAAUUCUCCAAUAUUCCCCAUUAUCAACGAUUGCAAGUUGACGAACAUUGUUCGGAUCCUGACAUGACGCCGGAUACCGAAGAUUUCAUUACAUCAAAGCAUCAACGAAUGAUGCAACAUCAUCGCAGUUCGGCAAGAAAUAGCCAACCAACGAAGGUUCUUCUCAAACAUCGUAAUGUAGCUGGUUCGAUGAUGUGCCUUUCGCAAACCGGACGGGAAGCAACUGCUGCUGGUGGUGAUUUCAAUCGUCCAAAUAACAGCCACGACAGCAAUUUGCCGCCACAUUUAAGAGCCAACCGCGCUUCUAGCUCAACAAAUGGAAUGAUGGCAAAACUUCCACGGCGGGUGUCGAUGUCGCAGUUGAAGACGAAAUGGACAUCUGAGGAGAAUCUUGUACGCUAUUAA
Messenger RNA from Caenorhabditis bovis, 1488 nucleotides. Lineage: Eukaryota; Metazoa; Nematoda; Chromadorea; Rhabditida; Rhabditidae. The record is from the annotation of a GenBank genome assembly.